Molecule: messenger RNA, 3516 nt
Organism: Wyeomyia smithii (pitcher-plant mosquito)
Lineage: Eukaryota; Metazoa; Arthropoda; Insecta; Diptera; Culicidae
Exons: 3
Coding region: 1-3516 (1171 amino acids)
Biological process (GO): DNA integration; proteolysis
Molecular function (GO): aspartic-type endopeptidase activity; nucleic acid binding
Source: RefSeq, a predicted model, not a curated record
AUGGCGCAAUCAGCAUCAACGCCGUCCACUGGCGAACAAUGGCUCAGGCAAAUUUUAUCCAACCAACAUGAAUUGAUGACCAGAUUAUCGCAACAGUUGAACAGCAUUCAGGUGGCUGUUCAGUACUCGACGAGGAACGAGCUGGUACUCGAUUCACUUGCGAGUAACAUCACCGAGUUCAUUUACGAUCUGGAACAAGGAAGUUCUUUCGAUGCUUGGUUCUCCCGAUAUGCGGAUUUGUUUGAGAAGGAUGCGGCGAAAUUAGACGACAGCGCCAAGAAAUCAUCAACAUUCAACACCAAGAAGCAGCAGCAUUCAAGUAAGAGUGUUUUCGUCGGUAACGUAAAGCAAAGUCGGCGGUACACAAAGGUAAACAUCAACGGAGUUCCAAUAAAUUCGCAGCUAGAUUCGGGAUCAGAUAUAACCAUUAUCUCUCGUGAAAACUGGAAAAAAGUGGGAUGUCUAGCAACAAAUCCGACAGACUGCGUAGCUAAAACGGCUUCCGGUGGCAAGCUGAACAUUUCGGAUAUGUUUCCGGCUACUGUCAGCAUCGGUGGCAUAGUUAAAACGUGCAAAAUUUACAUGUGUGGUACUAACCUCAACCUUAACGUGUUGGGUUCCGAUGCAAUGGAUAAAUUCGGUCUGUGGGAUGUACCAUUAUCAUCAAUUUGUAGUUUGGUACAUAGUAGUGAUUUCGAUGAUGAUGUUGCCGAUUUGAAGGCUCGUUUUCCAAAUGUUUUUAGUAACACUAUGGGCCUCUGUAAGAAAACGCAGGUGCAUCUUACACUCAAACCAGAUACACAGCCUGUGUUCAAGCCGAAGCGCCCAGUGGCCUAUAGUGUAGAAGCGUUAGUGGAAGAGAAACUUCGCAGACUUGAAGGCUUGGGUAUAAUCACACCGAUUACGUAUGCCGAUUGGGCGGCUCCAAUCGUCGUGGUUCGAAGACCGAAUCGCUCAGUGCGAAUCUGUGCAGACUUUUCAACGGGUCUCAAUAAUGCUUUGAAGCCAAAUAGUCAUCCACUACCACUUCCUGAAGACAUUUUCGCACGCAUGGCAAAUUGCACAAUCUUUGGGCAUAUCGAUCUGUCCGAUGCAUACCUUCAGGUAGAGGUAGACGAUGAAAGCCGAAAAUUGCUUGUCAUCAAUACACACAAAGGACUCUACCGUUUCAAUCGUCUUUCACCCGGCAUUCGUACAGCGCCGGGCGAAUUUCAACAAAUCAUGGAUGCCAUGCUCAGUGGAAUUGAAUACGCCUGUCCGUAUCUUGAUGAUAUCCUAGUGGGAGGCCGAACGAGAGCAGAACUGAAACAUAAUUUGCAGCAAGUAUUAGGACGUCUGCAAGAGUACGGAUUUACCGUUAGAAUUGAAAAGUGUAGUUUUUUCAUGAGUCAGGUGAAAUAUCUGGGUCAAUUAAUGGAUCGUGAGGGUAUUCGUCCGGAUCCAGAGAAAAUCGCCGCCAUCAUCAGCAUGCCUGCACCACACGAUGUCCCUACGCUUAGGUCCUAUUUAGGAGCUGUGAAUUAUUACGGGAAAUACAUAAGGGAAAUGAGGAAUCUUCGGCAACCUUUGGAUGAACUACUAAAAAGGGAGGUUCUACAGAGUUCAUUGUUAUUGACGCACUACAAUCCACGACUGGAUAUGGUCGUUUCAGCUGAUGCGUCCAAUGUGGGCAUUGGUGCCCGCAUAGCACAUCGUUUCCCGGACGGUUCGAAGAAGGCUAUAUACCAUGCAUCCAGAAGCAUCACUCCGGCUGAAUCGAAAUAUAGCCAAAUUGAAAAAGAGGCAUUGGCACUUAUAUUUGCUGUGACCAAGUUCCAUAGGAUGGUUUAUGGUCGUCACUUCGUUUUACAAACAGAUCACAAACCGUUAUUAGCUAUAUUUGGAUCGAAACAAGGUAUUCCUGCUUACACUGCCAACCGUUUACAGAGGUGGGCGCUAGCUAUGCUAUUAUACGAUUUCAGCAUCGAGUAUAUAGCCACGGAUCAUGUCGGACACGCCGAUAUCUUAUCUCGUCUGAUUAAUUCGCAUAUUAAACCCGACGAAGAGUAUGUUAUCGCGUCAAUAGAGCUUGAGUCAAUCAUCUGUAGCAUUGUUAGCGAGUCCGUCGGUUUCUUGCCUGUCACUUAUAGAAUGAUAGCCGAAGAGACCGCGAAGGAUGAUACUCUGCAGAAAGUGAAAACUUACAUAAAAAAUGGUUGGCCCCAAAGCAAGAGAGAAAUCGUAGGCAGUCCCGAGAUUCAGCAGUUUUUUUCUCGGCGAGAUGCGCUUAGUUUAGCUCAGAAGUGUUUAUUGUAUGCAGAGAGGAUUGUGAUACCAAAAAAAUUGCAGAAACGUGUACUUGAACAACUUUAUAAAGGUCAUCCAGGCGUCGAACGUACCCGUUCGUUGGCAUGCAAUUUUGUUUAUUGGCCAAACAUCGACUACCAUAUUAAUGAGAUGGUACGUGGUUGUAAUGAGUGCGCCAUGGUAGCAAAGUCAGAUACAAAAACAUCCCUCGAGUCGUGGCCAAUUCCAGAGAAAUCGUGGCAAAGGGUACAUAUAGACUAUGCAGGCCCUGUGAACGAUAUGUAUUUCUUGGUUCUGGUGGAUGCACUAUCAAAAUGGCCAGAGGUAGUGGCAACUAAGCGGAUUACCACGUCAGCAACUUUGGCUAUACUUAGAAGUAUUUUCGCCAGGUUUGGUAUGCCGGAAGUUAUGGUAUCGGAUAACGGUACACAGUUUACCAGCGAUAAGUUCGAACGGUUUUGUGAAGUAAACGGUAUCAUACAUCUCAAGACAGCACCCUAUCAUCCGCAAAGCAAUGGACAGGCGGAGAGAUUCGUCGACACAUUUAAACGCGCAGUGAAAAAAAUCCAGGCAGGAGGGGAAGAAUUGCAGGAAGCCAUUGAUACGUUUCUUCUCUGUUACCGUUCUACUCCUUGCCGUAGUGCUCCAGAUUCUAAAUCUCCCGGUGAAGUAAUUUUGAGUGGACGGCUUCGCACUUCACUUGAACUUAUCCGGCCACCAAGCAGUUCCAGCAAAUGCCCGGACUCCAUUCAAGAUCAGCAGUAUAAUCGAAAACACGGAGCAAAACCAAAAAGCUUUGAUGUGAAAGACAAGGUGUUCGCCAAAGUGUAUCAAGGUACAAAUUGGAGCUGGGUAGCAGGUGAAAUAGUAGAACGAAUUGGUGCCGUCAUCUAUAACGUAUGGAUUCCUGAACGUCAGCAGCUUUUAAGAUCACACAGCAACCAGUUACGAAAACGACAUGGGGACAGCGUAAGCAAUGACACCGUGUCUGAUACUUCGGUACCCUUAGAUCUUUUGUUAAAUGCCUGUGGUAUAAAUUCACCCGAAGAUCAAGUGGAACUCACUUUGGAGGACGUGCCAUUGAACGAGAUACAACGUGAGCUACUACAAGAAGUGUUUGCUAAUGGAGCCGAUGUCCCUACCGCAAUAAACAGAGAGGUUCCUGAGGAGCGACGUUCAACAAGAACCCGGAAGCUUCCCGGGCGUUAUAGACCGUAUCACCUAUACUAA